CACGGCGGCGAUUUGGCGGUGGCUGCCGGCGACUGCGGGGCGGGGUCCCAGGUUCGAGCCAGAGGCCCGGGGGGAAAAGGGUGAGCCUGGAACCCCCAGGAAGUCCCCUGGAGGGAAGCGGCCGGCGGGAGGUGCGCUUGGCAGGGGUGGAUAGGAACACCCGCUGCCUCGUGACUGGUCGAUGCCUGGUGGGUGCGCAUCGCGGUUGCCGCUCCUGCCCCCCUGCCAGCGAGGUUUCGAGUGUUUUGGGGGGGGGUGUUUUGGGUGGGGUUGGUGCUGGCCUCCUGGGUGCAGACGUCGCUCCUACUGCAACUGCAAAGCUGGCUCUGCACCCAGCGGAGAAGGAAGGAGGAAAUGGGCACACACACCCCCCAAUCCCAUCCCCACAGUAUUUUCUCAAAUGCUAACAUAUAAAAAUAGCGAAAACCUAACAAAGUAGCUACUGCACGCCAGACCCCGAGCUGAGCGCUUUCCCUGCCUCGUCUCAUUGAAUCCUCCCAACACCCCUUUGAGGGAGAGACUGCUUGCUAUACGCCUACUUUCCAGACGAGGAAACACUCAGAGGGGAGCUGAUUCCUGAGGAAUCUGACCUUGUGCAUGACAUUAUCUUCUUCCCAUCACUGUUUAUCUUAAAACUGGAGAUCAUGGAGGCCUGAGCCCUGGGCCUGGCUCUGGAAAAGUCCCACAGCUGGAUUGAGGGGAGAGUGGAAACACAACCCCUCCUAGGCGCGGGGCUGUGCUGUGGGGAUGUGACAGCCUUCUUUGCAUGACAAUGCUCUCAGCAUCUUCAUUUUCCAACCGGGAAACUGAGGCCCAGUGUGGCUAAGUGACUUGCCUGAGUUGACACGGGGAGAGCCAGGAUUCGUCCCCUGGUCUGUCUGACCACAGCCAAGCCAGCUGUCAAAAGCAUGCCUCUGUGCCAUUCGGGUGCCACCACCAGGGACAGCAGGCCUGAUGGCGAUGAAGCUCAGCCCCUGGCCACCAGGGGAGGCCUGAAGGUCCUUCUGCACUGGGCUGGCCCUGGUGGCGGGGACCCAUGGGUCACCUUCAGCGAGGCCACACUGACCGCAGAGGAUGUCUGCAUCCACAUUGCACACAAAGUCGGCAUCACUCCGUCCUGCUUCAAUCUCUUUGCUCUCUUCGAUGCCGAGGCCCAGGUCUGGCUGCCUCCAAACCACGUCUUGGAGGUCUCCGGAGACAUGAAUCUGACCUUGUACUUCCGCAUGAGGUUUUAUUUCCGGAACUGGCAUGGCACAAAUUCUCAGGAGCCGGCUGUGUACCGCUGUGGGCCCACAGGGACCAAGUCCUCCUCAGAACAAGCAGAGCAGGGGGUGCAGCUACUGGACCCAGCCUCCUUUGAAUACCUCUUUGAGCAGGGCAAGCAUGAGUUUGUGAAUGACGUGGCGUCACUGUGGGAUCUGUCGAGCGAGGAGGAGAUCCACCAUUUUAAGAACGAGAGUCUGGGCAUGGCCUUUCUGCACCUCUGCCACCUUGCUCUCUCCCAUGGCAUCCCCCUGGAGAAGGUGGCCAAGAAGAUCAGCUUCAAGGACUGCAUUCCACGCUCCUUCCGGCUGCAGAUCCGGCGGCACAACGCGUUGACCCGGCUGCGUCUGCGGAGCAUCUUCCGCAGGUUCGUGCGGGCCUUCCAGCCGGGCCACAUCUCUCAGCAGGUCAUCAUGGUCAAAUACCUGGCCACACUCGAGCAGCUGGCGCCCCGCUUCGGCACGGAGCGCGUGCCCGUGUGCCACCUGGAGCUCCUGGCCCAGGCCAUGGGGGAGUCCUGCUACAUCCGGGACAGUGGGCAGGCCCCUCCAGAGCCUGAGCUGGCCACCGGACCCCCCACUCAUGAGGUGCUGGUGACAGGCACUGGUGGCAUCCAGUGGCGGCCAGUACAGGCAGAGAGUCCCAGAAGCAACGGCAGCAGCAAGAAUCGCCAUGCUGACCCAUUUGGGAAGAAAACCAAGGCCGGAGAGGUGGGUGACCAGCCAGUGGACAGGCCUCAGGAAGAGCCAUGGGUCUACUUCUGUGACUUCCAGGAUAUCACCCACGUGGUGCUCAAGGAACGCCACAUCAGCAUCCACUGUCAGGACAACAAGAGCCUGGAGCUGACCCUGCCUUCCCGGGCCAUGGCCCUGUCCUGGGUGUCGCUGGUGGACGGCUACUUCCGCCUGACAGCUGACUCAAGCCACUACCUGUGCCAUGAGGUGGCCCCUCCACGACUAGUGAUGAGCAUCCAGGAUGGUAUCCAUGGACCCUUGAUGGAGCCCUUUGUGCUGGCCAAGCUGAGGUCUGAGGAUGGCCUCUACCUCAUCCACUGGAGCACCAGCCACCUCAACCGCCUCAUCCUGACGGUGGCCCAGCGGGACCAGAGCCCGGGCACACAGCGCUUGCACCUGCGUAAAUUCCCCAUUGAGCUGCAGGCCGGGGUCUUCAGGCUGGAGGGCUGGGACCGGUCCUUCCCCAGCGUGCGGGAGCUGCGAGCCGCCCUGCAGGGCUGCUCCCUGCGCGCCGGCGAUGACUGCUUCUCCCUGCGCCGCUGCUGCCUGCCUCGGCCGGGAGAGAUCUCUAACCUCAUCAUCAUGCGGGGGCCCCGGGCCGUCACAAGUUCACCCAACGUCAGCCAGCUCAGCUUCCACCGGAUCUGCCAGGCUGAUGUCACCCAGCUGUCCCACCUGGGCCAAGGCACGAGGACCAAUGUGUAUGAGGGCAUGUUACGAGUGGGGGCAAGAGCCCCCAAGGAGGGCGCAGCGGACGGUGAGGACCCCCCCACACCCAGUGAGGACUCUGGGCUGGAGCUCCGAGUGGUACUCAAGGUGCUAGACCCUAGUCACCACGACAUCGCCCUGGCCUUCUACGAGACAGCCAGCCUCAUGAGCCAGGUCUCCCAUGUGCACCUGGCCUUCGUACACGGCAUCUGCGUGUAUGGCUCUGAGAACAUCAUGGUGACAGAGUACGUGGAGCACGGGCCCCUGGACGUGUGGCUGCGGCGAGAGAAGGGCCACGUGCCCGUGGCCUGGAAGGUGGCAGUGGCCCAACAGCUGGCCAGCGCCCUCAGCUACCUGGAAGACAAGAGCCUGGUUCACGGUAAUGUGUGUGGCCGGAACAUCCUGCUGGCACGGCUAGGGCUGGCAGAGGGCACCAGCCCCUUCAUCAAGCUGAGUGACCCCGGUGUGGGCUUGGGUGCCCUUUCCAGAGAGGAGCGGAUCGAGCGGAUACCCUGGAUAGCCCCCGAGUGCCUGACUGGCGGGGCCAACAGCCUAACCACUGCGGCCGAUAAAUGGGGCUUCGGUGCUACCCUCCUGGAGAUCUGCUUCGACGGGGAGGCCCCCCUGCAGGGCCGUGGCCCCUCCGAGAAAGAGUGCUUCUACCAGAAGCAGCACCGGCUUCCUCAGCCCUCCUGCCCGGAGCUGGCCACACUCAUCAGCCAGUGCCUGACCUACGAACCAGCUCAGCGGCCCUCCUUCCGCACCAUCCUGCGUGACCUCACUCAGCUGCAGCCCCAGAAUCUUGCUGACGUCUUGGCUGUGAACCCCGACUCACCUGCAUCAGAUCCCACCGUCUUCCACAAGCGCUAUUUGAAAAAGAUCCGGGAUCUGGGCGAGGGCCAUUUCGGCAAGGUCAGUCUGUAUUGCUACGACCCAACCAAUGACGGCACUGGCGAGAUGGUGGCGGUGAAGGCCAUCAAGGCCGGCUGCGGCCCCCAGCUCCGCACCUGCUGGAGGAGGGAGAUAGACAUCCUGCGGACGCUCCAUCACAAGCACAUCGUCAAAUACAAGGGCUGCUGUGAGGACCAAGGAGAGAAGUCGGUGCAGCUCGUCAUGGAGUACGUGCCCCUGGGAAGCCUACGAGACUACCUGCCCCGGCACAGCGUCGGACUGGCCCAACUGCUUCUCUUCGCUCAGCAGAUCUGUGAGGGCAUGGCCUACCUUCACGCACAGCACUACGUGCAUCGAGACCUGGCUGCCCGCAACGUGCUGCUGGACAACGACAGACUGGUCAAAAUCGGGGACUUUGGCCUAGCCAAGGCUGUGCCCGAAGGCCACGAGUAUUACCGCGUGCGCGAAGAUGGGGACAGCCCCGUGUUCUGGUAUGCCCCAGAGUGCCUGAAAGAGUGUAAAUUCUACUAUGCAUCCGACGUCUGGUCCUUCGGGGUCACCCUGUACGAGCUACUGACCUACUGUGACUCCAGCCAGAGCCCCCCCUCGAAAUUCAUCGAGCUCAUAGGCCUCACCCAGGGGCAGAUGACGGUGCUGAGGCUCACAGAGCUGCUGGAACGAGGGGAGAGGCUGCCCCGGCCAGAGAAAUGUCCUUAUGAGAUCUAUCUCCUCAUGAAGAACUGCUGGGAGGCAGAAGCUUCAUUCCGCCCCACCUUCCAGAACCUCAUACCCAUUCUCAAGACGGUCCAGGAGAAAUACCAAGGCCAGGCCGCCUCAGUGUUCAAUGUCUGCUGAAGCCUACCUGCAGCUCCCAGAGGGACUGGAGCAGGAGGCCCCCCUCCCCUGCCCCAAGGGCCUCCUCUCCCCCCAAGGAACCAAGAGGGAGAUGCUGGGCCUCACCACUCCCCGUGCCUUAUUUCAGUCUGGAGACCCCACAUCUGUGAACUGACUUUCCUCCUGUCUUCAUCCCCUUGGGUUGCCAUAACAAUACGACAGAUGGGGUGGCUUAUAGACAAAUUUAUUUCUCACGGUUCUGGAGGCUGGGAAGACCAAGAGCAAGGCGCCAGCAUAGUCACGUUUUGGUGAAGGCUGUCUUCUUGGUUCAUAGCCCACACCUUCUGGCCGUGUCCUCCCAGGGUGGGAGGGGGCUGGGGAUCUUUCUGGAGUCCUUUUAUACAGACACUUAUGAAGGCUCCACCCUCAUGAUCUAGCACCUGCCAAAGGCCCACCUCCUAAUACCAUCACAUCAGGUAUUAGGAUUUCAGUGGAGGAAUUUUUGAGCGGAAGGGCACCUGGGGGGCUCAGUCGGUUAAGCAUCUGCAUUCAGCUCAGGUCAUGAUCCCAGGAUCCUGGGAUUGGCUCUGCAUCAGGCUCCUUGCUCAGCGGGGAGUCUGCUUCUCCCUCUCUCUCUGUCUCCCUCUGCCCCUCCCCCUCCUAAUUCUCUCCCCCUCUCUCCCUCAAAUAAAUAAAUAAACUCUAAAAAAAAAAUAAGAACUUUGAAGGGAUGCAAACCUUCAAACUGUAGUGCCUUCCACAAUAUGAGCCUGAGAGGCCCAAGACAAGCAAGGACCUAAUCAGGCCCUUUAAUCCCAUCUUUCUGCCUCCCGCUCCAGCUCCUACCUGUAGGGCCCACCAUUUCCAUUAGCUGGUAAUAAACUCAUAUUUUCUCCGCUGGGGGCUGUGAUCCUGUUCAGCAAGUGUUUGCUUUCCUGGGGAUAGCACCUAGAGCAAGAUAGUGCAGAAGAAGCCAGGCUGAACUCUUCAACCUUUGCUCACCCCUGAAUCACCAGCUAGCGGGCCAGUACCAGAAGAUUCUCAGUGACUACUUCCUCAAUGAAGGAUGGAGGACUUGGGCAGGGGACACCACGUAGUGACUGAAUCUUGCCAGGUUCACCCUUUCCUCCCUGUGUGACUUCAAGCCAAUGGCUUUCCCACACCUUAGUUCUCAACUAUGAACUGGGGAGUGCUCAUGCUUGCUACCUCAGAGGACUAACGUAAAUAGCUCACGAAGGCCUUUGUGCGAAGCUUAGCAGGAAGACAUGCAAACAAUGUACUUAGUAAACACUUUAUACUAUUGUUAA
This is a messenger RNA of Nyctereutes procyonoides (raccoon dog), 5737 nucleotides long. RefSeq names its product tyrosine kinase 2 (gene TYK2). Bases 909 to 4451 code for a protein of 1180 amino acids. Gene Ontology annotation, biological process: intracellular signal transduction; cell differentiation; peptidyl-tyrosine phosphorylation. Lineage: Eukaryota; Metazoa; Chordata; Mammalia; Carnivora; Canidae. Gene Ontology annotation, cellular component: cytoskeleton; cytosol; membrane. The record is from RefSeq and is a predicted model, not a curated record. Gene Ontology annotation, molecular function: cytokine receptor binding; ATP binding; non-membrane spanning protein tyrosine kinase activity. The transcript is spliced from 25 exons.